Molecule: messenger RNA, 3510 nt
Organism: Harpegnathos saltator (Jerdon's jumping ant)
Lineage: Eukaryota; Metazoa; Arthropoda; Insecta; Hymenoptera; Formicidae
Gene: mirr
Product: iroquois-class homeodomain protein mirror
Exons: 5
Coding region: 1436-3397 (653 amino acids)
Biological process (GO): regulation of transcription by RNA polymerase II; neuron differentiation; cell development
Cellular component (GO): nucleus
Molecular function (GO): DNA-binding transcription factor activity, RNA polymerase II-specific; RNA polymerase II cis-regulatory region sequence-specific DNA binding
Source: RefSeq, a predicted model, not a curated record
CUCUUCUCCUUCUCUCUCACCAUUCUCUCACUCUUCCUCCGUUCUCCUCCAUCGUUCCUCUCCUUUUUCAGUGGUGUCCCUCCGACACCCUCACUCGCUGCUACCUCUCUCUCUCUCUCUCUCUCUCUCUCUCUCUCUCUCUCUCUCUCUCUCUCUCUCUCUCCCCCUGACACCCCCCUUCCUCCCUUGCUUAGCCUGUCCUGCCGUCCCUCUAGUGUUCGCGCGCUCUCUCUCACUCCCUCCUCCCUCUAUCCUGUCUACCCGACUCGUUCCCUCUCACCGCAGCCGUCUCGCUCGCGCCCACAGCCGUGCACCUCCGCCUUCCUAUCCGCCGAGCGAAGGACUGGAUUCCGUCGAAAAGAAACGACGAUUCGGAGGAUAGUCGCGACCGAUCAUAGCUGGCGCGGUGAUCGGAUCAACUGAGUGAACUAGCCGCCGCGAUUAACCGCAUCGCGCGCGUACGUACGCCGACACGUACGCGUACGCGUGUAGGACACACGUACGUACGUACGUGUAGCAACGUACAUACGUUCACCACGCAUCGCGCGCUGCGCGUGUCCGUGCCGCGCGACGCGCGACUUUUUUCCGCGACGUCGGUGCCGCGACUCGCGACACCCCGACAGUGUGCCGGCGGCGGCUCGCUCUCUCUCUCUCUGUCCGUGGGAGGACAGACCCACCGCCGCGCCUCCCCUUACAAACAAGCAGAGCGCGAGUGUGAACACAGUGCGUGCGGACUGUUGACGACUGUCGGCUGACAGUUCAACCUCCCUGUGGAAUAUUACACCGCCGGCCGCGACGGCGGCGACGACGACGACGACGACGACGACGACGACGUCGACGUCGACGUCGACAACGACGAUUGCAACGACGACGACGACGACGACGACGACGUCGACGACGACGACGACGACGACGACGACGACAACGUCGGCUGCGAUAAUAAAUCGCGAUCGAUCCCGUGGAAGACUGCCGCUGCCUACCGCCAACCUAUCGAGAACUGUCCGGCCUCGUUCCCGUGUUAACACGACUUGCCAGCGUCGCGUGUGACAGUGCGAGUGCAUAUGCCGGCAGCGGACCGCUUCGUAAGAUCGCAGGAUCGAGCGCAGUCGGGCACCGAGCCGCGACGACGGAGCACGCGGGAGUGUCGGUGCGAGUAGCACCCCCCGGGGGUGGCGCAGCCACUACACGCGACAGACAGAGGCUCCUCGCACCCCCGCGCCCCCGCACGUCAUAAGCGCGUUAAGCGCGCGCUAGUGAAAAGCAAAACGGGAAAAUAAAAUAUUCUCAGCGGAAGUGUGACAGAUAAUCCCCGUCGCGAGGUGACCGACCAAGGUGCGCACCGGAAGCGCACGCGACCUGGCCGCGGAUGCCGCGGGCUGGAAAGAUGAUCGCGUAGCGGUGCCCGACCAACACGGCCCUGAGCGGCCGACACAUCAUGUCACAGUUCUCUUUCCGAGGAUCGCCAAAUCUACAGUGUCCUGUGACAGUGAGCUCGUCGUUGGCGCCGUCCUCGGUUUCGCCGGCAGCCGGCACGAUACUGAGCGCGGGGGGUUCGUCCCUGGUCGGCGCAACCGGAACGACGACGAAUCAUCCCCUGGACGUAGCCGGUCUGUCGAACGCGAGGAUGGCGGUGACUAGCGCGGUGGUGCGGCCACCGGGUAGUCCCACUACCUCGGUCAGCCCGUCUCAGGGUCAUCCGCCGCCAUCGGCCGGCGGUCCGGCAGCAGCCAGGUGCUGCGACACCGGUCGGCCGAUCUUCACGGACCCGUUGACGGGCCAGACCGUCUGCUCCUGCCAGUACGAGCUGCUGGGUAGCUACCAACGUCUAGGAGGCCUACCUACGGCGGCCCUCUCCAUGUACAGCGCGCCCUACGCCGCCGCUGCAGCGGCCGCGGCAUCUGAGGGUAUGGCGGCGUACUUCCCUAGCUUGGGUGCCGAGCAAGCACCCUUUUACACGCCCACGGCUGCUGGUCUGGAUCUCAAAGAAAAUCUGGGAGCUGGAGCGGCGGCGGCGUGGCCUUACCCUUCGGUGUAUCACCCUUACGACGCUGCUUUCGCGAGUUACCCUUUCAACGGCUACGGCAUGGAUCUAAACGGCGCGAGGCGAAAGAAUGCGACGCGGGAAACGACGAGCACGCUGAAAGCGUGGCUGAACGAACACAAGAAAAAUCCGUACCCUACAAAGGGCGAAAAGAUCAUGUUGGCUAUUAUUACCAAGAUGACGCUAACGCAAGUGUCGACGUGGUUCGCGAACGCGCGAAGACGCUUGAAAAAGGAAAAUAAGAUGACGUGGGAGCCGAGAAACCGAGUCGAGGACGAAGAUAAUAAUAACGAGGACGACGACAGCGGGAGAAAGAGCGUCGACGAGAAGGAUCGUUUAGAUUCGAAAGACUCAGGUACAGGUUCCAGCGAAGACGGGGAGCGACCGGCGCACCGUCUCGACCUUCUGCACAGUAGCAGCGGCGGAUCGGCGGGCGUUCAAGGUAGAACCGAGAGCGAAUGGAGCGAAUCGCGUGCGGAUAGCGGCCCGGACAGUCCGGAAUGCCUGUACGACCAGAGAGAGCCGAGGCAUCCGUUGCAACUGCAACAUCCAGCCUAUCUCGCGCCGAAUCACGGCCGGCUGUUACGUCACCCGUCACCGGAGAGCACGUCGCCAGGUAGCCAACACCAUCAUCUACCGCCGAGCACCAGCGCGUCCACCACGGGCAGCGCGGUGCCCACGAAGCCGCGAAUCUGGUCGCUCGCGGACAUGGCGAGCAAGGACGGCGACCAGACCUCCAACACGAAUCCCACCACAAUGACGGAUCUCGUAACGACGCCCUACGGAAGUGGUACCACCGGGGGAGGAGGUGGCGGCGGCGGCGGAGGUGGUGCAGGUAAACUCGUCAACCCGCUGGCCAGUCGGCUGCCGACUCAUCAUUCUCUCCACCCGGCGAUACAUCCGGGAACGCAAUUCGUACGACCGCAUCCGGACUUCUACAGAAACCUGUACGGCGCGUCUCACCUUGGCACCGGUGACAUAUCCCUACUGGAGACCUACUCGAGGACUCUGGGUGGAUUAGGCGGCGUGAUGCCGCCGUCCACCGCUCCGAGCAUACUGACGACCUCGUCCUCCGCGAUCUCCGUCGCCGGUAACGUGAAACCUUUCUCGAUCAACGGGGGUGCCGUCGGCAGCGUCGUCGGCGGCGCCGUCGUCGUCGGCGGCGGUGGAGGCGGCGGCGGCGGCGGCGGCGGCGGCGUCGCCGGAUCGGCCGGUGUUUUGCUGACCACCGCGUCCUCCGGACUGUCGCCGUCGUCGUCGUCGACGGCAUCCUCGGGCGGGUCCGAUCAGUCGCCGCAUCCGGCGAGCGGCCUCGCGUCCGCGACGCAGGAACUCAAGUCACCCGGACGAGUGUGACUCGAUGCGGUCGCUCGUUAAUGGAAGAUAAAGAAACGAGGAGACAGGUGCCAGAGAAAGAGAGAGAGAGAGAGAGAGAGAGAGAGAGAGAGAGAGAGAGAGAGAGAGAGAGA